Messenger RNA from Rhincodon typus (whale shark), 824 nucleotides. RefSeq lists its product as uncharacterized. Lineage: Eukaryota; Metazoa; Chordata; Chondrichthyes; Orectolobiformes; Rhincodontidae. The annotation marks the transcript as partial. Gene Ontology annotation, cellular component: cytoplasm. Gene Ontology annotation, biological process: negative regulation of nodal signaling pathway. The transcript is spliced from 2 exons. The record is from RefSeq and is a predicted model, not a curated record.
GUCUGUCUGUUACAUUGUGUCCAUUUCAUCCGGCGAAACUGAUUUGGAUACAUUUCAGCCGCGUUACAUUGUAUCCCGGUCCGCUGUUACUUUCCUGAGAGAGACCGAGAGGGAGAGGGAGAGGGAGAGGGAGAGUGGGGAAUCGAGUCGGUUUAAGGAGAAGGAAAGCGUACCCUGGAUCAGGGGGUGAAAUAGUUCGACACAUGGCUCGCAAAGCGGUUGCGAGCGCCCCCAGCCCCGGGCUGGAUCGCCGCCGGAUCGGGGAGAGGCUGGAAGCCAGCCUGGCCGGCUUGCAGGAGCUGCGGCUUCUCCGGGAGAGACACCGGGAGACCAUCCAGAGGCUGCUGAAAGGACAGGAGGAGGAGGAGGAGGAGGAGGAGGUGAUGGAGGACGAAGAAGACGUGGAAGAGGAGGCAACAAGCGGGGGACCCGGGAUCAAAACCCCAGAGGGACUGCAGCAUCCGGCUGGAGCAACAGGUCGCGCCGAGCAGACUCGCUCACUGGCUCCCGGUCACCCCGAGCGACGGCGGAGUCCUACCCAGCCCGUGGCUGUGAUUUUUUCGGGGGCACCGAUCGACGACCAGCCCCGUGAACCCCCUGGUGACCCCUCCACCCCCGGGGAACCCCGUCCCUCUCCGCUAACGGGGGACGAAGCCAGUGUCCAGCGACCCCUGUCCGCUGAGGUGGCCAAAGCCCCCGGUCUGACACGGGGGGCGAGAGUGGAUCGGCUGGCGGAGUUGCCCCCCAUCUCCGUGGGUUUGGAGCGACUCGGGUCAGGGAUACUGCUCACUGACAGUCCAGUGGAAAAUCUCGACUCGGAUUCC